Molecule: messenger RNA, 1594 nt
Organism: Telopea speciosissima
Lineage: Eukaryota; Viridiplantae; Streptophyta; Magnoliopsida; Proteales; Proteaceae
Product: proline dehydrogenase 2, mitochondrial-like
Exons: 4
Coding region: 75-1574 (499 amino acids)
Cellular component (GO): mitochondrion
Molecular function (GO): proline dehydrogenase activity; FAD binding
Source: RefSeq, a predicted model, not a curated record
GAUUUUGAGCUUUUGUUUCUCAGAAGGAGAAGAAGCAGUAUCCGUAGGGGGAAAAAGAGUUAUUUGAACAUUUGAUGGCGAUUCGGUUCUCUCCAAUGCUCCUCCGAAAGCUCCCCUGUUUCAGCACAUCCUUGAAUUCUUCUCCACCUUCGCUCUCUGCCGCGACAAUUUCUCCGAUAACGGAGGAGGAGGAGGUGGUUCAAGUGGUGAAACAACCAGGAUUUUCAUCUGCUUCAACAAAAAAUUAUUCGAUUCGGAACUUGGACGAUAUAGAGAGGUUGUUCUCGCCGGUCUCAACGGUUCAGUUGCUGAAAUCGUCGUUGAACCUUCAUAUGGCGGCGUUUGAUUCGAUGGUGGAUUUGGGGACUUGGGUUAUGAAGUCGAGACUGAUGGAGACUGUGAUCUUUAGAGAGAUCAUAUUGGCGGUUGUGAAACACACGUUUUACGAGCAUUUCUGUGCAGGGGAGAACGUGGAGGAGGCUAGUCGGACGUUGCAGAGACUUUGGGAUAAUGGGUUGCGUGGAUUUUUGGAUAAAGAGUUGGAAGAUGCCGUUGAUAACGAGUCUUGUGAUCGAAAUUUGCAGGACUAUCUUAACACAGUUGAGUCCACCAAGUUCCUUCCACUUUCCUCUGUUAGUUUUGCAAUCGUAAAAAUCACUGCAAUCUGCCCAAUUAAGCUGCUUGAAAGAGUAAGCGACUUACUGAGAUGGGAACAGAAAGACCCAUCUCUUCAUCUUCCAUGGAAGACACAGACAUUUCCAAUGUUAAGUGAAUCCAGCCCUCUCUACCACACCCUUAAGAGACCAGAUCCAUUGACCACAGAAGAAGAACAAGAUCAACUGUUAGCCCAACAAAGACUAACAAGUCUCUGCAAGAAAUGCCUUGAAAUCAAUCUCCCAUUACUCGUCGAUGCAGAAUACUCAUCGGUGCAGCCUGCGAUUGACUACUUUACGUACUCAGCCGCAAUCAAAUUCAACAAAGAUGAAAACCCAAUUGUUUUCGGGACAAUUCAAGCUUAUCUGAAAGAUGCAAAACAGAGAAUGGUUCAAGCAAUGGAAGCUGCAGAGAAAUUUGGGAUCUCAAUGGGUUUCAAAUUGGUGAGAGGAGCUUAUAUUUCUAGUGAGAGACAAAUAGCUUCCUCAUUAGGCUUUGCUUCUCCUAUUCAUGGGAGCAUCCAGGAGACACAUGCAUGUUACAAUGACUGCACUUCGUUCAUGCUUGAGAAGGUUGCUAGUGGCUCUGGAGCAGUUGUGCUUGCUACCCAUAACCUUGAAUCAGGGAGGAUGGCAGCAGCGAAGGCACAAUCCUUAGGCAUUGGAAAGGCAAACCACAGGUUGCAGUUUGCUCAGCUGAAGGGGAUGGCAGAGGGUCUUUCCUUUGGGUUGAGAAAUGCAGGAUUUCAAGUGAGCAAGUGCUUGCCAUUUGGUCCAGUAGAGAAAGUCAUUCCUUACCUUCUUAGGAGAGCUGAAGAGAAUAGAGGUCUUUUGUCUUCUUCAACUUUAGAUAGGCAGUUGAUGAGCAUGGAGUUGAAGAGGAGACUAAAAGUGGCAAUCCUGGGAAGGGAAAUAGACUAACAUCAUGAUUUCUCAGCUAC